Messenger RNA from Onychostruthus taczanowskii (white-rumped snowfinch), 2258 nucleotides. Its product is annotated as nuclear receptor coactivator 1-like. Gene Ontology annotation, cellular component: nucleus. Gene Ontology annotation, biological process: cellular response to hormone stimulus; positive regulation of transcription by RNA polymerase II. The record is from RefSeq and is a predicted model, not a curated record. The transcript is spliced from 9 exons. The annotation marks the transcript as partial. Lineage: Eukaryota; Metazoa; Chordata; Aves; Passeriformes; Passeridae. Gene Ontology annotation, molecular function: nuclear receptor binding.
AAAAAAGCACGGAUGACGACGUGCAAAAAUCCGACAUCUCCUCCAGCAGCCAGGGCGUCAUCGAGAAGGAAUCGCUGGGGCCGCUCCUGCUCGAGGCUCUAGAUGGGUUCUUCUUCGUGGUGAACCGCGAGGGCCGCAUCGUGUUCGUGUCGGAGAACGUGACGGGCUACCUGGGCUACGGGCAGGAGGAGCUGAUGAACUCCAGCGUGUACAGCAUCCUGCACGUGGGCGACCACGCCGAGUUCGUCAAGAACCUGCUCCCCAAAUCCCUGGUGAACGGGGUGCCGUGGCCGCAGGAGCCGGCGCGGCGCGGCAGCCACACCUUCCAGUGCCGGAUGCUGGUGCGGCCGCCGGACGAGGCGGGCGCGGAGCAGGCGGAGCUGCGGCAGCGCUACGAGGCCAUGCAGUGCUUCACCGUCAGCCAGCCCCGCGCCUUCCAGGAGGAGGGGGAAGGAAAAAUCAUCUCCAUCGACACCAGCUCGCUGCGCGCCGCCGGCCGGACGGGCUGGGAGGAUCUGGUGCGGAAAUGCAUCUACGCCUUCUUCCAGCCCCAGGGCCGCGAGCCCUCCUACGCCAAGCAGCUCUUUCAGGAAGUGAUGACUCGGGGCACGGCCUUCAGCCCCUCGUACCGCUUCACGCUGAGCGACGGAAAAAUCAUCUCCAUCGACACCAGCUCGCUGCGCGCCGCCGGCCGGACGGGCUGGGAGGAUCUGGUGCGGAAAUGCAUCUACGCCUUCUUCCAGCCCCAGGGCCGCGAGCCCUCCUACGCCAAGCAGCUCUUUCAGGAAGUGAUGACUCGGGGCACGGCCUUCAGCCCCUCGUACCGCUUCACGCUGAGCGACGGCUCCGUGCUGAGCGCCCACACCAAGUGCAAGCUCUGCUACCCCUCAAGCCCGGAGCUGCAGCCCUUCAUCAUGGGCAUCCAUGUCAUCGACAGGGAUCAUGGAAUUCUCUCCCCCCAGGACGCCCCCGGCCCGGGCCUGGCCAUUCCCAGGGUGAAUCCCAACGUUCCUCCGGCGCCGGGAAUGGCGCUGCCGCCUUCCCUCCCUCCAUCCAACGGCGCCGUCAUGGCCGCGCCCUCCGCUCACCCCGGGAAUUCCGCCUCGGGCCAAGCCAAUUUCGGGAAUCCUCUGGGAUCCAACGUUGCCUUAAGCCAAACUCCCGGCAAUUCCCACCCUUUGUCCCACGGCAGCUCCCCCAUGAACAGCCCCGGAAUUCCGGCGCCGCAAUUCCUGUCGCCGCGGCACCGCGGGAGCCCGGGCUUGAUUCCCAGAUCCCGAGCUCCUCCCGGCAAUCCCUUCUCGCCAUCCAUGCACUCCCCGGCUUCCUCCUCAUCUUCCUCCUCCUCUUCCUCUUCCUCCUCCUCCGGGAAUUCCCGGCCUUUUCCCAACGCUCCCGUCAACUCGGCGCUUCCGGAGCCUCCGGCAAACCCGGGAUUUUUGAGGCAGCCAAGCUCCCAGAACUCCCCCGGCCGCGUGGGCGGCAAAUCCGACGCCAAGGACGCCAAGGAAAUCUCCUCCAUCCUCGGCGAGAUGAUCCAAGGGGACGGCGGCGGUGGCUCCGAGAAAACCCCGGAGCCGGGAAUGCCGCACGGAUCCGAGGGAGGGGACGGCGGGAAGUGUCCCCAAGGCACGAGCCACCGGCUGGUGCAGCUGCUGGCCAGCACGGCCGAGCAGCAGCUGCGGCACCACGCCGACGCCGACACCAGCUCCAAGGAUUCCCUGGCGUGCGCCGGCAUUCCCGGGAAUCCCGGCCCGGCGCCGGCGUGCCCGUCCUCGCACAGCUCGCUGACGGAGCGCCACAAAAUCCUGCACCGGCUGCUGCAGGAGGGCAGCCCCUCCGACAUCCCCGCCCUGGCCGCCGAGCAGGACAAGAAGGAGAAUUCCGGCGGCGGCAGUUCCGGCGGGAAUUCCGGCAUGGCGGAGGCGGAGAAGAAGAAGGAGUCCAAGGAUCACCAGCUGCUCCGGUACCUGCUGGAUAAGGACGAGAAGGAGCCGGCGGCGCCGGCGCUCAGCCUGGACGACGUCAAGGUCAAGGUGGAGAAGGGCGAGGCCGCCGAGCCGUGCCCUGCCGCGCCGGCCGCCGUUCCCAAAAUUCCCGCCGCCGACGAGGUCAAGAUGGAGGCGCCGGGACAGUUCUCGGCCGAGCUGGAGCAGCUGGAUCAGCUCCUCCCUUCCCUGGAGAAACCCGCUCCCGUUGCCGCCAUUUCCAGCCUGGAGCGGAGCGACGCCGCCGCCAGAGCCCCCUCGGGUACGGCG